Saccostrea cuccullata (small rock oyster) is the source of this 610-nucleotide messenger RNA. RefSeq lists its product as uncharacterized. Lineage: Eukaryota; Metazoa; Mollusca; Bivalvia; Ostreida; Ostreidae. Bases 76 to 504 code for a protein of 142 amino acids. Gene Ontology annotation, molecular function: zinc ion binding. The transcript has 4 exons. The record is from RefSeq and is a predicted model, not a curated record.
AUUUUAAUUAUAUAGGGGCUGUAAGUCUCGUUUUUUGUUACUUCCGGUGAAGCGCUUCCGGUGACAAACAAACAAAUGGCGAUAUCAAUUCAGUACUGGGCGAACUAUACCACAGACAAACCGAAGCUUAUGAGAAAAUCGGAGAACGCUGUGUAUAGUAACCAUGUGUUGAAGUUCCUCUACGACAACGAGGAAAACGUUGUCAAUGCUGUUGUGCAAGCGUCAAUGAAGAACAAGUCUUACAAAGUAACAGCAAUUCUGAACGAUGGCUAUGCUGUUUCUUCAUCAACAUGUGAGUGUCCUUUAGGACAAUAUGUCUGCCACCAUGUUGCAGCAGCAUUGCUGUAUGGGUACAAGUGUGUCAGCAAAACUGACGUGAAAUGCGGAUGGCUGAAAAAUCCAAAGACGGCCAUGAAAACUGACACUAAAACAAUGGAAGAAUUAUUUCCACCAUCUCAACCUGAUUAUCACUAUGGAAUGGAUUCUUCAGCCAGAACCAUGUGAGCCAGGACCUCCUGCCCCUGUCAUAGAAGAUCUAUUGACGAGUCCAGAAUUUAUCCAUUCUGAUACGCCAAUGGUAUGGUUAAGACGAGCUUUGAUUUUGUCUGAG